AUGGCAUCCCUACCUCCCCGCCAGGCGUCGCAGCGACGCACCUCGCCCCGCGAACAGGGCAACUCCGCCGAGCGAUCCAACCUGACCCGCGCCGACAGCGAGACCCUCUCCACCGCCUCCGCCGAUUCCGAUACCGUUCUGUUCGAUAGUGCACACAUCUUGUCCGGCAGCUCCUUUUCCCAGAAGACCGAGGCAAAGCAGGCUCCCCCGCAGCCACAGUACGCCGAGGAGGAUGAGCCGCGCAAAUGCUGGAUCUGCUUCAACGAUGAGACCGAGGACGCGCCCGACUCGUCCGCCUGGCGCAGCCCAUGUCCCUGUGCCUUGGUGGCCCAUGAGGAUUGUCUACUCGACUGGGUCGCCAGCCAGGAAGCACCCAAUCCCCGCCGCCAGGCUGGUACCGGCUCCAAGUUCAAGUGCCCCCAGUGCAAGAACGAGAUCCACUUGAAGCGCCCAACCAGCAAAGUCGUCGACGGAGUACGUGCCAUCGAGCGGAUAACGAACCUGCUCAUAUUGCCAGGCACCAUGGGCGUGCUGGGAUAUACCGUCUACCAGGCGUGCUUCAUGCACGGCGUGAGCACCGUGUACGCGCUGUUCGGCCUCGAAGACGGCUAUCGCAUCCUCCAACCCCUACAUCAAGCGCCGACCGUGCUGCGCACCGGCGCGCAUAGCUCCGUGGCGCUGGCAGCCGUGACGCGCUUCUUCCAGCACGCCCGCCUGCACUUCGGCCUCUCCGCCAUCCCGCCGAUUCUGGUCGCCUCCCGCGUCUCCAUCGCCGACAGCAUCCUGCCCAUUCUCCCCGUCGUCUUCCUCGCCUCGUCGAAUGCCGGCGACGACAUGCUCAACUUCGGCCACUGGCCGCCCAGCGCCGCGCUCUCCUUUUCGCUCCUUCCCUACAUCCGCGGCGCAUACAACACGUACAUGGAAAGGGCCUGGGCGGAAAAGCAGCGCCAGUGGCUCAAAGACAUCCAGCCCCGCGCCGGCGAGACCGACGGCGGCGAGCACGAGGACGAAGACGCCGACGUCGACCGCAUCCACGACGACGACGACGGCCCCAUCUUCGAGCUGAACCUCGACCUCGUCGACGAGGAAGACGACGAGCACUUCCACGACGACUUCCACGCCCUCCCCGGCGCCGGCCAAUGGCCAGCCAACAGACCAGACGACGACGACGACCAGCAGCGCGCGCCGCCGCUCGACGCCAACGGCAUGCCGCAGGCGCGGCCGCAGCAGCAGCAACAAGGCGGCGCGGCCCCGCCACAGCAGCAGCCGCGCCCUCGCCAAAACAACCGCCGCGAGCGCAACCUCAUCUUCCAGACCUCCAACAUCGCCGACACGGUCCUCGGCGCGCUGGUCUUCCCGUCCAUCGCCGCCGCCAUGGGCGAGCUGAUCCGGCUCGGUCUGCCCAAGGCCUGGGUCACGCCGCCCGCGUCGGGCCGGUCGCCGACGGCCUUUUUGCAGCAGCGGUGGGCGAGGAGCUUGGUCGGCGGCUGCCUGUUCGUGGCCGUCAAGGACGCCGUCAUGUUGUACGUGCGGUGGAAGAUGGCGCAGAAUCAUCGCAAGAGGAAGGUCCUCGAUUACGAUAAGAAGAAGGGGAAGGUUGUCGAGAGGUGA
Molecule: messenger RNA, 1611 nt
Organism: Diplodia corticola
Lineage: Eukaryota; Fungi; Ascomycota; Dothideomycetes; Botryosphaeriales; Botryosphaeriaceae
Product: ring finger domain protein
Exons: 1
Coding region: 1-1611 (536 amino acids)
Molecular function (GO): zinc ion binding
Source: RefSeq, a predicted model, not a curated record